CGCCUCCCCGCCGGGGCCGGGCCCGCUCCCAGCGCGCGCACACGGGCGCGCGCGCGCGCACACUCACACACACACUCACACACGUGUGCGCCCCUCCGCUCCGGAGCUGCUGCUGCUCCUGCUCUCAGCGCCGUAGUGGAAGGCAGGGCCGCGCCGCUCCUUCUUUAAAUAUAUAAAUUGGAGCCGGCCGGCCUCGGCCGCCCCCCUGACAGCGCCGCCCGCGGCCCUCCCGCCGGCGCGCCCGCUGCCAGCCCCGGGACCUUUUCAUCUCUUCCCUUUUGGCCGGAGGAGCCGAGUUCGGAUCCGCCACUCCGCACCCGAAACUGACACACUGAACUCCGUUUCCUCCUCCUAAAUUUAUUUCUGCCUAAUAGCCAUUCGUCUCUUUUUUUGUCCCCAUCUCGUCGCUCCAAGAAAACUUUUGCUGACUCCCCCAAGUGAAGCUUCCCCCUUGCCCGUCGUGUAUUAAUAUUUCCACUUGGAGAACGACUUGCCUUUUCUUUUUAAAGGAAUUCAAGCAAGAUAGCUUUUUCGCUCGGACAUUGACUCCCGAUUGUUUGCAAAAGUUUCGCAUUAAAAAAAAAAAAUCUACCUGAUCCGUACUUUGAGAGUUGUUGGUUUCUUUUUUAUUUUUCUUACUUUUUUACUUUUUUAAAAAAAUUUUUUUCCACCUUAAAAAAAAAUGCACUACUGUGUGCUGAGCGCUUUUCUGCUCCUGCAUCUGGUCACGGUCGCGCUCAGCCUGUCUACCUGCAGCACGCUCGACAUGGACCAGUUCAUGCGCAAGAGGAUCGAGGCGAUCCGCGGACAGAUCCUGAGCAAGCUGAAACUCACCAGCCCCCCAGAAGACUACCCCGAACCCGAGGAAGUCCCCCCGGAGGUGAUUUCCAUCUACAACAGCACAAGGGACUUGCUCCAGGAGAAGGCGAGCCGGAGGGCGGCCGCCUGCGAGCGCGAGCGGAGCGACGAGGAGUACUACGCCAAGGAGGUUUACAAAAUAGACAUGCCGCCUUUCUUCCCCUCGGAAACUGUCUGCUCAGUUGUUACAACACCCUCUGGCUCAGUGGGCAGCUUGUGCUACAGACAGCCCCAGGUGCUCUGUGGGUACCUUGAUGCCAUCCCGCCCACUUUCUACAGACCCUACUUCAGAAUUGUCCGAUUUGACGUCUCCGCCAUGGAGAAGAAUGCUUCCAAUUUGGUGAAGGCAGAGUUCAGAGUCUUUCGUUUACAGAACCCGAAAGCCAGAGUGCCUGAACAACGGAUCGAACUGUAUCAGAUUCUCAAAUCCAAAGAUUUAACAUCUCCAACCCAGCGCUACAUCGACAGCAAAGUCGUGAAAACCAGAGCAGAAGGUGAAUGGCUCUCCUUCGACGUCACUGAUGCUGUUCACGAAUGGCUCCACCAUAAAGACAGGAAUCUGGGAUUUAAAAUAAGUUUACACUGUCCCUGCUGCACCUUUGUACCAUCGAAUAAUUACAUCAUCCCCAACAAAAGUGAAGAACUAGAAGCACGAUUUGCAGGUAUUGAUGGCACCUCCACAUAUACGAGUGGUGAUCAGAAAACAAUAAAGUCCACUAGGAAAAAAAACAGUGGGAAGACCCCACAUCUCCUGCUAAUGUUGUUACCCUCCUACAGACUUGAGUCACAACAGUCCAACCGGCGGAAGAAGCGUGCUUUGGAUGCAGCCUAUUGCUUUAGAAAUGUGCAGGAUAAUUGUUGCCUACGCCCACUUUACAUUGAUUUCAAGAGGGAUCUUGGGUGGAAAUGGAUACAUGAGCCUAAAGGGUACAAUGCCAACUUCUGUGCUGGAGCGUGCCCGUAUCUGUGGAGCUCAGACACUCAGCACAGUAGGGUUCUCAGCUUAUAUAAUACCAUAAAUCCAGAAGCAUCUGCUUCCCCUUGCUGCGUGUCCCAGGAUUUAGAACCGCUCACCAUUCUCUACUACAUCGGCAAAACACCCAAGAUUGAACAGCUUUCUAAUAUGAUCGUAAAGUCUUGCAAAUGCAGCUAAGAUUCUUGGAAAAGUGACAAGACGAUAAUCAAAGAGUGAUGAUGAUAAUGUUGAUGAUGAUGAUGAUGAUGAUGAUAGUGACAAAGGCAAUGUUUGUAACAAGACAACACGAGAGAGCCUUGCUUCAUCAGUGUUUAAAAAAAAUUUGAAAAAGCGGUACUAGUUCCAACACUUCGGAAGUUUGUGUUCUGUUUGUUAAAACUGGCAUCUGAAACAAACAAACAAAAAAAGUUGAAGGCUUUAUUCUAUAUUUUACCUACUCUGUAAGUGAGAGAGACAAGAAGCAAAACCUUUUUUUCUUGAGAAAAAAAAAAUAAACACUGGAAGAAUUUGUUAGUGUUAAUUAUGUGAAAGAAAAAAAAAACAGGAAAAUCCCGUUAAGUGGAGUUGCUGUACAUACGUUUUUAUCCCACGCCUCACUUGAUUUUUCUGUAUUGCUAUGCAAUAAGCAUCCUUCCCAUUCUUACUUAGAGUUAACAGUGAGUUAUUUAUUGUGUGUUACUAUAUAAUGAACAUUUCAUUGCCCUUGGAAAAUAAAACAGGUGUAUAAAGUGGAGACCAAAUACUUUGCCAGAAACUCAUGGAUGGCUUAAGGAACUUGAACUCAAACGAGCCAGCAAAAAAAAAAGAGGUCAUAUUAACGGGAUGAAAAAUGCAAGUGACAUAUUAUAUGACCGAGCAAGUCUGCAUGAAGACAAGACCCUGAAAACACAUGCUCUCUACCAACUGCCGGAGGAAGCUUCUUGUAAGGUUCAAAACUGAAAAGCCUGUUAAUAAAGGAAACUUUCGGUCAGAAUAAGUCUGUAAGAUUUUUUUUUCCUUUUUAAUUGUAAAUUGUUCUUUGUCAGUUUAGUCAACCAGUGAAAUGUUGAAAUGUUUUGAUAUGUACUGGUCAAACUUCAGACCUUAAAGUAUUGCUGUAUAGCUAUGCUCUAGAUUUUUCCUUCAUUUCGGUGUAUGUAACCAUACCUAUAUUACUACAAUAGAUGGGUAUAGAAGCCAGUAUAAUUGGAAACACAUCUGCAGAUCUCUUUUGCAAACAAUGAAAUCAAAACAUUAAUUACUUUAUUGUGUAAUGUAUAAAUUUUUACCAUAUUUUUAAUGUUCUGUAAUAAUGUCAACUCUGAUUUAGAUUGGACUUAAAUUUGGGCGCUUUUUAAUGAUUGUUCAGAAUUGUGUGUUUCCCUUAGCUGGCCAGUACUUUUGAGUAAAGCCCCUGUAUUUUGACUUGCACUACAAAUACAUGUUUGAUAGUAUUUGUUCCACCUGUGCUUUUGCAUUGUCCAUUAUUAUGACGUAAGCUACCUGAGUCCACUUGUCCUUUUUUUUUUCUUUUAUAAAAAGAUGUAGUUUUCCCUCAUUUUCUACGCAUCAUUACUAAUCAGUUCAGACAUUAACAAUCUUCUAUUUUAGGGAAAUUGGGGAUUAUAGAUACAUAGAUAAUUGAGGUGAAAUGUUCUAGUUUUAGCAAGGGCUUAAGGAUCUGACUGGAACUCAGAAUCUUGGUGACUGGGUUAAGAAAGUUUUCUCUAACUUGGUUUAAUCAGUAUUCUCACAGAAUUCUACUGUUAUAAAAGAGCAGACAGUUCAUAGGAAACAACUUUUUCUUUAAUCGAGUUUUUAGUGUUCAGGGAGAAAUGGAAAGAUUUGCAUUUUAGUUGAUUUUAUUUUUUUAAAGGAAGAAAAAAAGCCCAGGUCAGCAUAAGUCAUGUAGUUUAUUUCACUGAAGUUAAGGUUUUUAUAGAUGUUCUUUGAAGGUUGAAAAGGCACUAGGCAAAUUCUCCCAUGAUCAAAAAAUCCUUUCUUUCCUCUGAAUGAGAGUUAUCAAAUCAGAGGUUAGAAUUUACCUUGCUGAAAUACAUGAUUUGCCACAUUUUUGCAGAGGAGGUAAACUUAUGUCAGGGGUUGUAGGAUAUGUCAGUUUGUCAGUUGUCUCUUAUUUAGCUUUAGGAUAACAAUUAAUAGUAAGUCAAUGGAAUAUUUGCAGUUUUACCUAAAGAGCAGCACAAUGAGGUGUGAAUCCAGCGUGAAGUUGUUUGUUUGAUAUAGUGUACUUCUUUUUUGGAAUUUCCUGACCAUUAUUAAAAUGACAAAUUGGAUUUGUUUGAAAACUGGAAAAGCAAGAGAUAGGAUGCCACAAUACCAAACAACCCUUGGGUUGGAUGUAACCCAAUCCCAGAUUGGAGUGUGUUGAUUUUUUUUUCUCUUCCACUUUUCUAUCUAUUCUAUGUAAAUCACUUUUAUUUCUGCAGGUAUUUUCCUCUCGAUAGAAUGACAUUUUGUUUUGUAUUAUUUUGUCUUUCCUCAUGAAUGCACUGAUAAUAUUUUAAAUGCUCUAUUUUAAGAUCUCUUGAAUCUUUUUUUUUUUUUUUUUAGUUUUGGGGUUUUAUAAGGCCUUUAUUUCCCAUAAGUAAAUAUUGCUAUGAGAGGGGAGGGAGUGGGGAAAAUGUUAGUAUGUGGGUGGGUUUGGCCUGCAGUUUUUCUGUGAUAAACAGCAAUACGAUUUUAUGGUUGGCAUGAUUUUUUUAAAAAAAAUGGAACAUAAGAAUAGCUGUUUUGUAUUUUGAUGACUGAUUACGCUGUAUUUUAACACAAUGUAUGUCUGUUUUUGUGGUGCUCUAGUGGUAAAUAAAUUAUUUCAAUU
This is a messenger RNA of Mesoplodon densirostris (Blainville's beaked whale), 4655 nucleotides long. It is a transcript of the gene TGFB2, whose product is annotated as transforming growth factor beta 2. Bases 683 to 2011 code for a protein of 442 amino acids. Gene Ontology annotation, biological process: SMAD protein signal transduction; BMP signaling pathway; transforming growth factor beta receptor signaling pathway. The record is from RefSeq and is a predicted model, not a curated record. The transcript is spliced from 8 exons. Gene Ontology annotation, cellular component: extracellular region. Lineage: Eukaryota; Metazoa; Chordata; Mammalia; Artiodactyla; Ziphiidae. Gene Ontology annotation, molecular function: type III transforming growth factor beta receptor binding; growth factor activity; cytokine activity.